UCCAACUCUGCUGGACUUCCCGAAUUUAAGAUUUGUAUUCCCAUAGCGAAACAGGGAUCUAGGGAAGACUCCUAAUGCACUUAACUUACAGGCCAGGGAUGGGGCCCAGAUUUUUCCCUCUAUAAGUUAUGGCCGCAAUCGCUCAAACAUUCCUUCGAUUCUCGACAUUUUUAAUCUCUAAUUCGUAGCUCAAUUCACAAAUCAUUCUCUGAUCUUCAUCUUCUCGAAGAAAUUAGGGCGAAAUUUUGAUUCCAAACCGUAAAAAUGUUGCAGAUGAGAAACGAGUGGGUCGAAUCAUUUCUGAAGACCAAGUUCUUCAGUUCUUGUGUAAAUCAUGAGGAACUCCGAGAAAAUAAGAUGAAUUUUUUCUGUAUCGACUGUAACCAAAGUAUCUGUCAGAAUUGCCUCUCCUCCUCUGCUCAUGACCUUCAUCAACAGCUUCAGAUUCGCAGAUAUGUCUAUCAAGAAGUAGUUCGUGUCGAUGAAAUUGAAAAGCAUAUAAAUUGUUCCCAAAUCCAGUCGUAUCUGUCGAAUCUGGCAAAGAUCGUAUUUUUAAACCCUCGUCCGCGAGUAAAAAUAUCGAAAUCAGAAAGCGGAGGCGCAGCUUGUGAGGCAUGUGAGAGAAGCUUACAGGAGCCUUAUCGAUACUGCUCGAUCGCUUGCAAGGUUUCAGUAGUUGCAGAAAAGGGAAAGGAUAAGAGUCCUAGUCCUCCAUUAAUGCCCCAUCCAAUUCCAGAACUCAAUGAUGCAGAGUCUGUGGUGGAAUCGAUUGAUCAGCACAAGCGUGGACGAGUUAUUCUGGACAGCGAGGGAAUUGAUGCUGGUGUACAACCGUAGCUGAUCUAAAUCCAUCUGCGUAUGCAAACGGAGAUGAAUAAGAUCUAUAGUCUUUGGUCUCUAAUAGGAUUUUAGAAAGUUUUAUUUAUUUGGAAAUAUUUUAAGUAGGAUAAGUAGGAGAUAGUAAUUUUUUAAUUUGUUUCAACU
Messenger RNA from Macadamia integrifolia, 984 nucleotides. RefSeq names its product protein RGF1 INDUCIBLE TRANSCRIPTION FACTOR 1-like. NCBI's taxonomy places the organism in Eukaryota, Viridiplantae, Streptophyta, Magnoliopsida, Proteales, Proteaceae. The transcript has 3 exons. The record is from RefSeq and is a predicted model, not a curated record. Bases 265 to 837 code for a protein of 190 amino acids. Gene Ontology annotation, molecular function: zinc ion binding.